This is a messenger RNA of Prunus armeniaca (apricot), 1317 nucleotides long. Lineage: Eukaryota; Viridiplantae; Streptophyta; Magnoliopsida; Rosales; Rosaceae. The record is from the annotation of a GenBank genome assembly.
AUGGAGGCCUCUAAGAAGAAUCUAUUUGCCAUGAGUGACGCAGAAAUUUUGGAAGUCAUUUAUGCCACUCAUGAAGUUAGUCAUGACCACGAUUCCUUUGACGUUCAUUCUCUUUUCUCCAUCACUCAAAGCAUCAUUAAGUGUUCAAAGCAGAUCGUCGAUAGUAUCGACCAGAAGGUCCCCCAAGUAUAUGCUGAAAAUAUGGGUGGAAUAACUAUUGCACCCAGCUUCAGCACGCCCUUGUGCGUUUUAAAGUCCAUAGUUCGAGAGGUGCCAUGUAAGGCUCCAGGGGAAAAGAAUGCCCACGACGCCACGCUGAAAAUACUUAGCAAGGUGUCAAAGUAUUCAUGGGAAGCGAAGGCUGUGCUGGCUCUGGCGGCUUUUUCUUUGGAAUAUGGAGAGUUCUGGCUGAGUGCCCAGCAUCAACAAUCUGACCAACUUGCCAUGUCUGUGGCAUUCCUUAAGGGUGUGCCAAUCCUUCUCAAGCCCGAAAACCUCAAGAAACGCGGCAGAGCUAUCACUGAUCUCAACAAUGUGAUCAUGUCCACAUUGCAAGUGAUUGAUUGCAUCUUUCAAUUGGAGAAGCAUUCCAUCACUUAUAAUGAUGUAAAGGAGUUGAGAGAAAUCUUGGCAAAUGCAAGGAAAGAUAUCUGGGUGAAUGUCUAUUGGUGUAUCAUUACAACCGUAGCUUGCGCCACUAACAUCACCCUCCUUACUAGUGAUGAGGGGAACUCACACGACCUUGUCCAGUAUUCUCAGAAGAUCACAAUCAUCCUCAGUAAACUUAAGCAACAGCUUAAGAUCUGUGAAGAGGAAAUAGAGAAGUUACGGCCCUACAAGAAGCUCAAAAACCUCUUCCUAAUUCCUACUGAGAUUAUCGAGGUUAUGAAGAUCCUAAUCUUUUCAACCAUUUUCGACGGUUCCAUUAAGCAACUGGUUCACAUCGACAUCCUAAGGACGAAGAAUGUGUUGUUGUUCAUUUCGAGCCUAGAGAUAUCUGAGGAUUAUAUCGCUUGUCUCAGACCCAUAUAUGAUUUUACAAAGGAUAAUAAUGAGUAUAAGAUUGUUUGGAUUCCUAUAGUAGAGAAGUGGACUAAAGUUCUGCAACGCAAGUUUGAGGCCCUGCGGGCUAAGAUGCCAUGGUACACAGUAGGCCAGGCUGGUGCCCACAUUGCAGGCAUCAAGUACAUCAAGGAGGAUUGGAACUUUAAUGGUAAGCCUAUGCUGGUUGUGUUGAACACAAAGAGUCCGCUCCAACAUUUCAACGCUCUGCGCAUGAUUUCGAUAAUGGUUUUCCGCGUUAAUGGAUGGCAUUAA